GCUGCCGCCGCCGCCGCCGCACGCGCGCGAGCGCCCUGCAGAAGCGAGCGCCGCGACACCGCAGACCGCGGCGCCGACUGCCUGGGAUGGCGUUGCCGAGGAGCUGGCCGUCACGGAGGACACGGCUGGGGCCCCAUGACUGGCGGGAAGCCGGGCGAGGCGGCAGGGGCGGCGGACGCGGCGCAGCGAGGGCUUGGCGCCGACCAGAGGGCGUCGCGGGGGCGUGGCGUGGCGACUGGCGCUUGCUUUCUCCCCGUUUUGUUUUCGGGACGAGUUGCCGCGCGGUCGCGCUUUUCGUCCCACGCACUGCCGGCAUUCGUUCGUGCGUUGCCCCGCGCUACGGGAGGGGUGUCUGAUCGGCGGUGGCGGUGGUGGGUGUUUUUUUCCCCCACCGAGGUUGUGAACUGCUCCCAGUUUCUUUUUGCGCCUAUCUAG
Trypanosoma conorhini is the source of this 435-nucleotide messenger RNA. RefSeq lists its product as uncharacterized. The record is from RefSeq and is a predicted model, not a curated record. The transcript has a single exon. The annotation marks the transcript as partial. NCBI's taxonomy places the organism in Eukaryota, Euglenozoa, Kinetoplastea, Trypanosomatida, Trypanosomatidae.